Molecule: messenger RNA, 1795 nt
Organism: Humulus lupulus (European hop)
Lineage: Eukaryota; Viridiplantae; Streptophyta; Magnoliopsida; Rosales; Cannabaceae
Exons: 3
Coding region: 259-1683 (474 amino acids)
Molecular function (GO): acetylglucosaminyltransferase activity
Source: RefSeq, a predicted model, not a curated record
ACCGAAGUUUGGUUCGACACAUGCAAAUGUAACAACAUUUAGAAGAUGUCAUAUAUAUGCCAAAGUUUGAAAAUCAAUUCAUCAAGUUCUACUAUUUGCUCAAGCCGCGCUGAAUUAUAUUUCCCAUGUACCCAUUUGGAGCUGUACAAUCUCUAGUUUUUCUUUUAAAGCCUUUUUGUUUUUGAAACCAGUUCUUUUUUUGGUUUAUAUAUAAAAAAAAAAAAAGAAUUCACUAUAGCUCACCAGUCUCAUAAAAAAAUGCAGUUAUUCCAGCAACCUUCUUCCAAAUCCUAUAAUUUUUCUCGUUUAGCAGGCUUAGCAAUUCUAUCAUCUUCUUUACUCGUACUCUAUUUUCUUCUUUCUUUAAUUCUUGUACACACUAAUUAUCUGCACACAUAUUCUUCAUCCCAAGACCUGGUUUCGCCGCCGACCUCACUGGGCCACAUCGUGUUCGGAAUCGCAUCUAACAAGAAGUCGUGGGCAAAGAGGAAGGACUACAUUAAGCUAUGGUGGAAGCCAGCACAAAUGAGAGGCUGCGUGUUUCUAGAAGAGGGACCACAACAGAAUUCAGAAAACGACACCGCUUCUCUUCCUCCCAUUUGCAUAUCCGGCGACACUUCCCGGUUCCGAUACACUUACCGGGGAGGUUACCGGUCGGCCAUUCGAGUGGCACGUGUGGUUUCGGAGACGGUGGCGCUGAAUCACCCGGACGUGAGAUGGUACGUGUUUGGUGACGAUGACACUGUUUUCUUCCCUGAGAAUUUAGUGAAGACUCUUUCCAAGUAUGAUCAUGGGCUUUGGUACUACAUAGGGACCAACUCUGAGGUUUAUGAGCAGAAUGCUUUUUUCGGAUUUGGAAUGGCUUUUGGUGGAGCUGGUUUCGCUAUAAGUUACCCUUUAGCCAAAGUCUUGGCCAAGGUUUUCGAUUCAUGUAUUGAGAGAUAUCCUCAUCUUUAUGGUAGUGAUGCCAGAAUCUACUCUUGCAUGACAGAGCUUGGCAUUAGGUUAACUCACGAGCCUGGUUUUCAUCAGAUGGAUAUACGAGGCGAUAUAUUUGGUCUACUGGCUUCGCAUCCAGUUACUCCAUUGGUAUCACUACACCACUUGGAUUUUACGAAUCCCAUCUUCCCAAACAUGUCUACUCCUCAAGCUCUAAACCACUUGUUGAAGGCUGCAAAUGCUGAUUCUCAGAGGAUUUUACAGCAAACGGUCUGCUACGACAGACGGUCUUCGUGGACAGUCGUAGUCUCAUGGGGUUAUGCCGUUCAAGUCUUCGGAGGACACGUGCCACUGCCGGAAAUCCUCCACGUGCAGGGGACUUUUCGGCCCUGGAAAAUCAGGGGAGCCACUCUUCUUUCGGGGCUUUACACUUUCACGACUAGAGUGCCUCACCCGGACACGUGUCGUAGACCCAUCGUUUUCUUUCUGCAUGACGUGUCAACUCUACCAACUGAAACCAAGACCACCUACCGAAAAUCAUUUGUCAAUUGCUCAAACGACGCCGCUUCACCAAGAAGACUGACUGAGGUCAGGGUGUUUUCGCACAAGUUGAACCUUGACAUCAAACAGAUGCAAGCUCCGAGAAGGCAUUGCUGUGACGUGUCACGUUCUUCAGGUGGUGAAGUAAUGGAUGUGGCCAUAAGAGAAUGCAAGGAAGAAGAGUUGAUACACAUGCAUUCUUGAACAGGGGAGUUCAGAAUAACAUUAAUUUAUUGAUUAUAAAUUGUACGGGAUUCGUAUACGAUUAAUUGUAAAAUGGAACAGUAAUAUUAAUAUUUAAUAGUGUUCUUGUAAA